Molecule: messenger RNA, 435 nt
Organism: Penicillium robsamsonii
Lineage: Eukaryota; Fungi; Ascomycota; Eurotiomycetes; Eurotiales; Aspergillaceae
Product: peptide-methionine (R)-S-oxide reductase
Exons: 2
Coding region: 1-435 (144 amino acids)
Biological process (GO): response to oxidative stress; protein repair
Molecular function (GO): peptide-methionine (R)-S-oxide reductase activity
Source: RefSeq, a predicted model, not a curated record
AUGUCGCCCCCCGACCAGAGAAGCGAAGACCAGUGGAGAGCUGUUUUGAGCCCAGAACAAUUCCGCAUUCUCCGUGAGAAGGGUACUGAGCGCGCUGGCACCGGUGAAUACGAUUCCCACUACCCGUCGAAAGGUGUCUACAAUUGCGCUGGUUGCGAUGCGCCACUUUACACCGCCGACCACAAGUUCAAAUCUGGCUGUGGCUGGCCAGCAUACUUCGAUUCCAUCCCUGGUGCUGUGACUAGACAUGUUGACAACACCUUUGGCAUGAAGCGGACAGAGAUCGUAUGCACCAAUUGCGGGGGUCACCUCGGACAUGUAUUCGAGGGUGAGGGGUAUCAGACUCCGACGGACGAGCGUCAUUGCGUGAACAGCGUCAGUCUGCGCUUUACAGAAGAUACCAGCGCUGUGAAGAAUCCCCAGUCAAAAGCUUGA